UCGCCAGAUUUUGCCACCGCAAGAACAAAAUGUCUCACCACAUUUGGACCUAAUUUCUUCGGGCAUGCUUUAUAGUACGUCUCCUUGUGAUGUGAUGCUGUUGUUUCCUGUCUGCAUAGAUUCACAGAAGUGAAGUUGUAGUGUGCAAGCCAACCUGUACAAGCACAGGCACUAUGGCUGAAGGGGACCGCUACUGGUGUGACUUAUGUGGCACGUAUGAAGAUGACAUUGUGUGUCCAAACCUGGGACCUGUCCAGACCAUGCAGGACUCGGAGGUCCAGUCUCGAGCUCGGGCCUCCCUGCCAAAAGGACUGGUCAUUCAGAACACCACAGAUGGUCAGGAGGGUGUGUUUGCAGGAGUACCUUUGAGUGCAAGAAUGAAGUUUGGACCACUGGAGGCCCAGAGACUACAGACUGCACCACAAGGAAAGGAGUCUUUUCCACUGAAGGUUUUCAGCCCAGAUGGGAGUUGCCUGUACCUGGAUACCACAAACGAGGAAGUCUGCAAUUGGAUGAAGUUUGUCCGACCAGCCACUCGGGACACAGAGCAGAACUUGCUAGCCUAUCAACAAGGAACAAACAUUUUCUUUCUGACACAGAAGGACAUCCCUGUAGGGGGAGAGUUGCGGGUGUGGUAUGCUCCCAGUUAUGCUAAGAAGAUGGGACAGCACCUGCAGACACCUGGGGAAGAGCACCUGCUGACAGCUGGAGGACAGCAUCUGCCGACACCUGGGGGACAGCACCUGCCAACAGCUGGAGGACAGCACCUGCAGACACCAGGGGGACAGCACCUGAUGACACCUGGGGGACAGCAGCUGCAGACAUCUGCAGGACAGCUGUCACAGGGUGCCCCCUCCUUGGCGGUGACCCAUGGUAAGGGCAGUGUACCAGCACCAGUGCAAACCAGGACUAACAAACACAGCACAACAUCUACAGGUCAUCAGACAGAUGAACAAGAAGGAAUCACAAAUGGCAUGAACAUGUCCUCAAUACAAUCAGAGUCACAGGUAGAUGAUUUCCAACAAUCAAAGACAGUAACUCGUUGGAACGUACAGGAAAACAUCAUACAAAAGGGCAAAACAAGACCCACAAGACAAACCAAGGAUAGUAAAGGGGAAAGGUAGAGGCCAACAAAGGUUAG
Molecule: messenger RNA, 1141 nt
Organism: Branchiostoma belcheri (Belcher's lancelet)
Lineage: Eukaryota; Metazoa; Chordata; Leptocardii; Amphioxiformes; Branchiostomatidae
Product: PR domain zinc finger protein 4-like
Exons: 7
Coding region: 174-1124 (316 amino acids)
Biological process (GO): cell fate commitment; regulation of transcription by RNA polymerase II
Cellular component (GO): cytoplasm; nucleus
Molecular function (GO): histone deacetylase binding; DNA-binding transcription factor activity; RNA polymerase II cis-regulatory region sequence-specific DNA binding
Source: RefSeq, a predicted model, not a curated record